CGCAUAUGUGUGCAGAACAACAGCGACGCCCGCACGUUUCCGGUGGCUGCCUGCAUGACUCAUCAUAUCCUCAAUCCGGAAGUGCACACGUGCCAGAGCUUAUCCAGAGUAGGCAUCGGGUGGAGUCAAUUGGGCUACUCUAAACUUUUCCGCAUCAACCCUGCCCUCUACUGCGAGCAACUGCUGCCCGGUGCUGCUGGAUGGGACGACUCUGUUCGUGAUAUG
This is a messenger RNA of Closterium sp. Naga37s-1, 225 nucleotides long. Lineage: Eukaryota; Viridiplantae; Streptophyta; Zygnematophyceae; Desmidiales; Closteriaceae. The record is from the annotation of a GenBank genome assembly.